AUGGGCAAAAGCCAACCAUGCGAAGUUUCAACAUGUGAAAGGCCGAUUUUGAAGAUGGUGGCAUGGAUGUAUAAAUACAUAAAAAGCCUCAGAACAGCACUUGCAAGCAUCGAAAACUCAUCCUACUUUUGAAGCAAUACUAUACUCUCACUGCACUAACUUACAAAUUUGUUUUUGUCGUUGAAUUAAAUUAAUUCUCAAUUCUCGAAUUCCUUACCUAUUAUUCCAAACAAUAAUCACUUCCAAAAAUGGACAAUCUCCAGCUCCUCAUAACCUCCAUCCCACAUAAAAUGGAAGGUAUAAACGAGAUACUCCAAAAAGGCCCCUCAAUAUCCUAUUUCAACGCCAUAAACCUCGGAAAAAAGAGUAACGAUGUAUGCUCGACUAUUAAUAAAGCAAUUGCGGUUUAUGAGGUACGACGAGCCGAACCAACCACUCUUAUUUCUUUAACCUUUGUCUUGUUUUCAUGACUGUUCACCCGUUAUGAAGAAGCGAUGUUCAAACAAAAUGUUAACAAAUCUACAGCAAGGAUUUACUCCAAGUGGCCCUGAGGCACAAAGCCUUCUUGAAGCAAUGACAAAAGUAGUUGAUAUGACGGAGGGUCAACUUUCUUUAUUGGUUGAUACGAAACCUGUUUUUGAUAAGUUGUGGGUUGCCGGUACGUUUUAUUCCUACCCUUUCCUCUCUGUCACUACUCUAUCUUUCCUCUCCUUAUAUAAAGCGAAUCAAAAAACCCUCGACGACUGUGGUCCAGCAGAGUGUAGUCUCUUAAGCACUAUCUCAAAAGAAAUUCUAAUCACCCAUCUUUCAACAGGCUUGGUAAAAAAGGACACCGCUUCCCUCCGAAUCGCUAGCGCAAAUUUAUCACAAAUGAUGAGUGCAGUAGCACCGGAAUAUAUGAAAUAUGAUAGCGAGGCAUUGGAAGAAAGGAGAAGGAUUGCUUUUGAGCGGGCUUUGUAUGUUUAUCAGUGAAGAAUGGGGACCCGGCGGUGGAGUGAGGCAGGCAGGGAGUUUUAUAAGAUCGGGCUAUCGAAGGAAUGAAAAGGUUAAUGAUCCAAUUGGUUGUCCAUCUAUUUGCCAUCGCUGCUCAUAUCCCAAUCCUCUCA
This is a messenger RNA of Sclerotinia trifoliorum, 1106 nucleotides long. Lineage: Eukaryota; Fungi; Ascomycota; Leotiomycetes; Helotiales; Sclerotiniaceae. The record is from the annotation of a GenBank genome assembly.